Molecule: messenger RNA, 3006 nt
Organism: Xyrauchen texanus (razorback sucker)
Lineage: Eukaryota; Metazoa; Chordata; Actinopteri; Cypriniformes; Catostomidae
Gene: grk1a
Product: G protein-coupled receptor kinase 1 a
Exons: 7
Coding region: 215-1906 (563 amino acids)
Biological process (GO): protein phosphorylation; visual perception; signal transduction
Cellular component (GO): cytoplasm
Molecular function (GO): ATP binding; rhodopsin kinase activity
Source: RefSeq, a predicted model, not a curated record
AGGCUUAGUAUUCAGUUUGACAUCAGCCACAAGACGUUGUGUUGGAUUCAAUGGUCACUCUCUCUGCAUCUGUCCAACACAUCCCAGGACCCCGAAGCCUCUCAUGAACACUAAUUGGACACAUUGGGCUUCAAUGCUUCAGCUCUGAACCCUUCAGGCUUUUCUUACUUUGUGAAUCCACGUUCACCUUCUUCAGCUCGCUUGUUUUGCCACCAUGGAUAUCGGCGGCCUGACCACUGUGGUGGCCAACUCUGCGUACAUCUCGGCCCGUGGCAGUUUUGAUGGCUCGGCCAACCCGGCGGCCAACCGAGACAAGAAGUACCACACCAAACUCAAGCUGCCUCACAUCACAGUGUGUGAAGACUUGAGAGAAACUCUGGAUCUUCAGUAUAAGAGCAUCUGUGUGGAGCAGCCCAUCGGCAAACGCCUGUUUCAAGAGUACCUGGAGUCCACCAAGGAGUACAAGGGCCCCUGUCGCCUCUGGAAGGACAUCGAGGAGUACGACACUGCCGAGGAUAAAGACCGCACUCAUAAAGCUGCUAAAAUCCUCCAGCGCUAUAUGGAACCUUCGGCGAAGCUCUUCUGCCCGUUUUUACCUGAGAACGACAUCACAAAAGUGAAGGAACGGCACCAGGAGGCGGCGGAUGACCUGUUUGUUGCGAUCCAGGCCAGUGUGUUUGACUUCCUCAAAGAAGUUCCCUUCACCUUCUAUCUAGAGAGCAUGUAUUUCAAACGCUUCCUGCAGUGGAAAUGGCUGGAGAUGCAGCCGGUAACGGAGGACUGGUUCCUGGACUUCCGUGUUCUGGGGAAAGGUGGCUUCGGAGAGGUAUCCGCCUGUCAGAUGAAGGCCACGGGAAAACUGUACGCCUGCAAGAAGCUCAACAAGAAGAGACUGAAGAAGAGGAAAGGAAAUGAGGGUGCUAUGGUGGAGAAACGGAUUCUGGCUCGAGUUCACAGUAGAUUUAUCGUGUCAUUGGCUUACGCCUUCCAGACCAAGACUGACCUCUGCCUGGUGAUGACCAUCAUGAAUGGAGGAGACUUGAGGUAUCACAUCUAUAAUGUGGACGAGAAUAACCCCGGCUUCUCCGAGUCACGGGCAUGUUAUUACGCUGCUCAGAUCAUCCAAGGUCUUGAGCAUCUACACCAGAAGAGAAUCAUUUACAGAGAUCUCAAACCAGAGAACGUUCUUCUAGAUAAUGAAGGUAACGUGCGAAUCUCUGAUCUGGGUUUGGCUGUUGAACUGGCUGAUGAUCAGUUUAAAAUCAAAGGAUACGCCGGAACUCCAGGGUUUAUGGCCCCAGAGCUGCUGAAAGGUGAUGAAUAUGAUUAUUCUGUUGAUUAUUUCACUCUGGGAGUGACGCUGUACGAGUUCAUGGCGGCUAAAGGACCCUUCAGGACCCGAGGAGAAAAGUUGGAGAAUAAAGAGGUGAAGAAACGAAUCCUAAAUGACCCUGUGACCUAUCCAGAGACGUUCAGUGAGAACGCCCGGUCCAUCUGUGAGGGUUUGCUGGCUAAAGAGGUGGAUAAGAGACUGGGCUUCAAGAACGACUCCUGUGACGAGCUGCGAGCGCAUCAGUUCUUCAGCGAGAUCAACUGGAGGAAACUGGACGCAGGAAUUCUGCCGCCUCCUUUUGUGCCGGAUUCUAAGACAGUUUAUGCCAAAAAUCUGGAUGAUGUGGGGGCUUUCUCCACGGUGAAGGGGGUCGGCCUGGAGGAUGAUGAUAAAAAGUUCUUUGAUGAGUUUUCAUCAGGAAAUGUCUCCAUUCCCUGGCAGGAGGAGAUGAUCGAGACGGGCAUCUACGGCGAGCUGAACGUGUGGGGUCCGGGGGGCACCGUACCCAAUGACCUGCGCCGCGAAUCCAUUCUGGAGCAGCCGCCCAAAUCCUCCACAUGCACCGUAUCAUAAUCAUUAACACAUUAAAACAGAACUUUAUUUCCUGUGUUCGUCUCUCAUGAUCAGUUAGGACCAUAGAUGAAUAAUGAGGUUGAUUUACAUUAUCAGACUUCAGACUUUCUUUAAAGGUUCACUGUAAAAUAUUUAUGAAGAAGCAGAAGGUAAAGGCAGUCUCAGUAUUUGUGUUAGUGAUUAUUGAUCUUGUUCUGAAACACUCUGUGAGUUUACAAUGCACUCUUAUGUAUUCAAGCGUUAUUAGAUUAGGCUUUUAAACAGAACUGUUUUAAUGAACACUGAUCUAUCCCUCAUGAAACAGAAUAUCCACGAAUGUUUUUCUUUUGAGAUCCUUAAAGUCCAAACGUUCAAGUCAAUUACGUCUAGAAGUAAAUUGAAUAAAUAUUAAACAUUAUUUUGAAGUUAAGCUGACAUUGCUCCUGAAACUGACUUUCAGUUUAUUUGUGUGUAUAAUCAAUGACAUGUGGUAAACUGAGCGUAUACGUAAAGAUCAAGUUCAGGAUUAAACAUGUAAUGUUGUGAUUGAAUAUGGACUGUCGUCGUAUCGCAGCAGUAUAUAAUGUACAGUCUACAGAAGAUUAAUAUCUAAUUGUAAUAGUUUAUGUAUGCUUUGAAACAUUUUAUCCUGAACUUGACUGGUUUUGUCUUUGACUAGUCCUAGAGAAUUAUUUUAAUUGCUUUAAUUAAUGCCUUUAUUGAUUGUUCAAAAUCCCAACACUGUUUUAUAUGACGCUCACUGGUUAAUAAUGUACGAGUAAUAAUGUCUCGUAGAUAUUUGUGGGUUCAUACAAUCUAAAGACAGCUGACAAGUUGCUAAUAGAGAUUAAAGAAGUGUUGUUAACUAGUUCUGCCAUUGUUGCCAUACACAAAAAUGCUUCUGUGCACAAAUGCUUUAUUAGAUAUCAUUAGAUCUACUUUUUGGUAACCCAAUUCUUAUUUAUGUAAAAAGCUGUGAAUGUCUAUAGAUUGCAUAGAUGAUUCAUGUACUAAACACUUUGAACUGUUUUGUCAUAAAUACAACUUUAGUGACUGUGUCUCUUGAGUUAUCUACAGAGAUUGAUAACUGUUGACUGAGUCAUUGAAAAUAAAGAAAAAGU